AUGUCCACGAGUCUCUUUGCUGCCAAGCAGUACAAGUCUUCUAGAAACUUGAAGAAACUCGCCAUUUCGUCUCCCAUCAACACAAAGUCUCCUACGGGAUCGCUACAGCCUUCACCGCUGUUUUCACCUCUUACCAGGGACCCCGUGAUUGUGUUGAGAGCCCGCUACGACUUCACGGCAGAAUCGCCUGUGGAAAUCAGCGUAAAGCGGAAUGACUAUGUCAAACUCGUCCACAGACCUGGGAACGGCUGGCUUUUGGUCAAAUUCAUCGACAAGACAGACAGUGGCCUUGUGCCAGCCUCAUACGUUGACAUUGUGGCCAACGACAUCCAAAACCCCAUUACACUCGAAUGGCUUCUCGAGACCAAGCCGCCUUCAGAGAGAAAGAAGGAACACAUCAAAAACAUCCGCAUCAACACGGUGCUCCAGAACAGAAAAAUGCGCUACUUGUACCGGUUGGACAUCACCAUGAGCUCUGGCAAGCAGAUUUUCCUCUGCAAGUACUACCAGGAUUUCUACAAUUUGCACGUUGCGCUUGUAACGUCGUUGGGUCGUUUGGUGCCGCUUCCUGUUUUCCCCAAACCAAGAGGGCUGAUGGACAAGACACACCAGAAAACAUCGCCCAACCAAUCGGACAUCAAGAACUUGCUCGAAGUGGCGGGCCAGCUCAGCAAGUACUUGAGACAGCUUUUGAUUAUUGAAAAAGUCCGGGCGUGUGACGAGUUCAUUGAGUUCAUUGACGACGAGCAGUUCAAGAGAAUUGUUAUUUGUCCCGGUGACGCCCCCAUUGCCGACGCCAAAAUCAACGACAUGCUCCACAAGGACCUGGUCAAUAUAGUGGACUCGUUGCUGAGAGCAGACAUGUCGCUCAAAAGCGUUUCUGUGGCCCAGACGCCAUCUCCGGCUCAAAAGAGCCCACUAAAGCAAAAAAGGCAGUUUUCAAUGUCUCCCACGGAAAGACAGAUGUCGACUUCUCCUUCCAUUGCAGCAUUGAUGCCGUCGUUUGUGUCGCCUUCCAGUAUUCCCACAGUGCCUGACACUCCAGAAGCUGAAACUACCGCUACGACCGAAUCGCCCAUGGCUGAGUCCAAGAGCUCCCAGACACUUUCUACAUUUUCACUGCUUCUUGCAGGCUACGGUGAAGACGAAGCCGGCUUGAAUCUCCAGGAAACCAAAACCACCGAUUCCAGCGACUCCCAGAUGCACCUGAACGAAACCACCUUGCAAGACCCAAUUGACCUUCCAGACGUUCGCUAUAAAAAUCUGGAACAAGCCAAGGACGGGGCAACUCCAGCCAGUGACGUCAGCCACGAUUCCGUCAGCACCAUCGGGAGCCAGGGCCUCAACAGCACACAUUACCUGAGCGGAGAAGACUCGCUUAUGCUGAAUUCGGGCCGUCACAAGAGCCUGUCUUGCGAGCCCAAAACGCCCAUUUUGGGCCUAGACCAGAGCUUUGCCAGGCACCCACCCAAGCUCUUUGGAAGCGAGGAGGAUGAGCAAAUCAAGCCUUUGCUGCCCAAGAAACACAAGGAAGCGUACAUCUCCGCCUCGUCCUCCACCGUUACCAUUACGCAAGAUACAAAAGUGAAGCAGAAGCACAGCGAGUAUGUUCGGAUCAAGGUGACGCUAUGCAACGAGGAUGACGACAAGGUGGUAUUGCGAGCUCGACGCAGCGACUUGCACUCGCUUCAGUCGUUGAAGCACAUGGUGCUGAAGAAGAUCUACGAGGAUCCGGCUUUGGUCCACCACUACACACUCAGGCCUUUUGAAGAAGCGUUGGACAGGUUUGGGCUUGAUGAGCACGGCAUUAUGGACUAUGUUAGGAGCAGGCCCAAGGCCCAUUUGAAGCUCCAGCGGGUCCGCUAA
This is a messenger RNA of Candidozyma duobushaemuli, 1866 nucleotides long. RefSeq lists its product as uncharacterized. The record is from RefSeq and is a predicted model, not a curated record. Gene Ontology annotation, molecular function: phosphatidylinositol binding; protein binding. The transcript has a single exon. NCBI's taxonomy places the organism in Eukaryota, Fungi, Ascomycota, Pichiomycetes, Serinales, Metschnikowiaceae. The coding region runs from base 1 to 1866 and encodes 621 amino acids.